GGGGUGACGACACGCGCAGAUUAAACAGACGCAGCUCGAGGCCAUGCCCAUUUCUACGGAUUCCCGCCACGUGUAGACGUGGACGAGGCUCCAGAGGAGUCGUUUCGUGUCGGUGUGGACGAGGCUCGGUUUCCUGUUGGAAAAACUAUGAAGACACAGUGACGACAAGGCCAGCGUUUAACCCAAGUUUCACCAGAACCUCCUACGUCAGGAUGAAGGAAGGAACAGACGCUCCUCAGGAUCGGGGCUGCUUGGUGGGAAUCAGUUUCUUCAUUUUGGGCCUGGGAACACUGUUACCAUGGAACUUCUUCAUGACUGCUUCAUUGUAUUUCCAAGGUCGUCUAAACACAACAGAAUGGAGCAACGGCACAGCGGUGAUCCAGAAAGAUUACUACUUCAACAACUGGAUGACCCUGCUGUCCCAGCUGCCCCUGCUGCUGUUCACCCUGCUCAACUCCGUCCUCUAUCACAGGAUAUCGGAGGCGAUGCGUAUCGCAGGCAGCCUCGUUUUUAUCCUGCUGCUCUUCAUCCUCACAGCAGUGCUGGUCAAAGUGCCCAUGGAGGCAGAACGCUUCUUCUCAGUAACCAUGGCUACCAUCUGGUUCAUCAACUCGUUCGGUGCCGUGCUGCAGGGCAGUCUGUUCGGCCUGGUUGGUCUGCUGCCUCAGAAGUACAGCACCGUCUUCAUGAGCGGACAGGGCCUUGCCGGGACCUUCGCCGCCAUCGCCAUGCUGCUAGCCAUAGCCAGUGAUGCAGACUCUGAGUCAGCAGCGUUGGGUUACUUCUUUACACCAUGCCUGGGAACAGUGGUCACACUCUUAAGCUACCUGCUUCUACCUCGACUGGAGUUUGCCCAGUAUUAUCUGAAGAAAAGCAGCAAGUAUGAGGCAGGCGCCACAGACGAGUUACUGAAAGAGAGCAGCACAGUGGAGAACAAGAAGCUGAACGGCCAUGCUAAUGGCUCAGUGAGCAGCAGCGAACAAGCCGAGACAAAGGUGGACCCCAGCCCGGAGGACAAUAAGCAGGCCUUCCUGUCACUGGAGCAGGUGGAGAAGUCACAGGCCAAAGCCUCCGUCAUAGAGGUGUUCAAAAAGAUCUGGGUGAUGGCGUUCUGUGUGACGUUUGUGUUCACAGUCACUCUGUCUGUCUUUCCUGCUGUCACCGCAGAUGUCAGAACAUCAUUCCCAGGAAAAUGGGACCGCUUCUUUCUGUCAGUGUGCUGCUUCUUAAUGUUCAACGUCAAUGACUGGCUCGGCCGCACCAUCACCACCGUCAUACGCUGGCCUCGCAAAGAGUCUCCUCUGUUCCCGGCGCUGGUCGUCUCCAGGGUGGUGUUCAUCCCUCUGCUGAUGCUCUGCAACGUCCAGACUCGCUCCUUCCUUCCCGUCUACUUCCCCCAUGACGCUGCUUUCGCUGUCAUCAUGGCUCUCUUCUCCCUGUCCAGUGGCUACUUCGUCUGCCUCUCCAUGUCCUACGCACCACAGUUAGUGGAGCUGAAGGACGCAGAGACUGCCGGAGCCCUGAUGACCUUCUUUCUGGCCCUGGGUCUGUCUUUAGGAGCGGGCUUGUCCUUCCCGCUGAGAGCGCUGGUGUAAACACACACAGGAGAAAAUUAGAUUAAUGACCUUUACUUUUUUUUCAUCCGAGGACCCCGAGUGACACUUUAAAAAGACAACACACACACGCACUCAGUUCAUGAAGUGGUUUUGGUCAUAAAUGGCAAAAUUCCCUUCAGAUGUAGGAAUAAGGGAAAUGUUGCAUAGUCUUUGUUCGUUUCCCAUAGGAUUGUUUUGAUUGUGUUACUGCGUUAUUUGGUUUACAGUUUGUGUGUUUAGAUUGACUUUUUGAUUGGUUUAGGGCAUUUAACACUGCUGAUGUGUAGAAAAGGGAAUCCUUAGAGAUGCAGGUUUAAAUGAAUUUCAAUUUGAUGCAAUCAAGAGGAUUUAUGUAUCGUCUGUGUUCUUGCUGCCACAGUUGAUCUGUGUUUACACUCGUUUGUUUGGCUUUUGAUAAGAGAUAGCUUCUUGUAAUUUGACUGAUGGCUUGAAUAAUUACAGCAGGUCUAUCUACCUUGUGUUUAAAACAUUAGAUAUUUUUGAUGAUGGCAACUUUCUAGGAUUAUUUUGUUUUGUUUUAUAAUGAACUAGCACGAUGCCGCAGAUGUAGAACAAACUGUUUGUUUAAAUGUCAUGUAAUUUACCAAUGGAAGGUUAAUGAGCUGCCGCAUGGACUUGGAUGGAUACGUGAAUUAUCCAAAGGGAGAAUCCAUCCAGGCUCAUGGGGCCCUGUGGCAGUGGCAAUGCCAGUUUUUCUUCUCCUCGACAAACCUGUCCCUCUCCAGCAUUUAGGUCACUGCUGCCAUCUACUGGUCAGAAUUCCCUUUUUCUUUUUGAUUUGAAUCUAAAAACCGCUGAAUAAAACUUGAGAGACUGAUGUGCUCUGACAUCACAGGUUAUGACUGACUGACAGGAAGCGGCAGCGGUUAGUUGUAUUUCCAGGUUGCAGGUGAACAGGUUGUGUGAGCGGAGCAACAUUCUUCUGCUGACGGAGUAAAACAUGUCGCGGCUCCAACAUGUAGUUUUAGUUUAAAGUGAGAUUUUAAAACGGAUGCUCGUCCUGAGGACAAUCAGGCAUCUAAACCUUUCUCAUUUAACGUACCAGUGUAGUGAUGAUUUUUGUUAUUAGUAAGAACACAAACAAUGAUAUAAUUUGGGAAUAUUAGUCAUUGUAGAAAAUGAGAAACAAACAUAGAAUUUUGUAUGGAUAUUUAUAUUGGCCACAUAACAAAUAGUGUGUUUUUUAUGUUGCUACCAAUGUGCUCUUCUCCAGUCACAAAUCUCAGUUUUUCUAUUUUUUAUUUGUAGUGCACAGACAUAUUCAUGUAUUGAAUUUAACUUACGGUACUUUGCAGGUUUUGUAUCACAAUGUGUAUGGAUUGAAAAGUGUUUAAUAAGCCUUUAUUUUUAUUAUUAUUAUUAUGCAAGUGUGCGUCUUUUUACUCUGACAGUAAAUGAGUGGUUGUUACAGUAUGAUGUGUCAUGUACAUGUCGAGGAAAAAAUCAUUUGUCUCAGCUGCUUCUCCGAAAUGAACCAAGGGCUGACUCCUAACAGACGAUGUAACAUGGAUUGGAUUUUUAUUUGAUAUUUGUAUUUUAUGUAUUUGUUUUAGAGUGUGACUUGACUCGACAUGAAAUGGACAAAUACAAAGAGCAGUUGUCAAGGCACAACGGAGUGUUGAGUCCUGUUGAGGAAAAACUAUUCUGACAUCUCAAAAUAAAGUCACGACAUUACAAGAAAAAAGUUGUAAUUUGACGUAGAAAAAAGUCGUAAUUGAUUGUCUUCUCAAGUAUAUCACUUUAAUCUCUUAAUAUUACGACUUCAUUCUCACAAUCUCUGAAUCCUUCUUCCUUAACACGGCAACCAUUUAUUGUAAUAGUUAACAAAAUGCCUUGAAUCCUCUGCCAAUCCCAGAUUUUAAAUAUAGUGGCUGCCAACUCAACAUGAUCUCUGUUCAUGUUCUAUGUGAUGCUCCAAAUGUUUGAAUCCAUGUUGAUAACAAAACAAAUUGUUUAGAUUUUUGCUAACUCCAUAUUUCCUUUGUACUUGUUCAAGUGGUGUAUGAAGAAUGUAAAGAGAGUGAUGACACAUGGGGCCGCUCUCAGGCUGUGGACGCUCUGUAGCUGUCGCUCUGUCACAUUCAGCCUUAACGAUAAAACAAGAAGGUCAACGUUGUGUUUACAACAGUUUUUUAUUUUCUGUUUUCUCAGUCAAUGCAUUUAUUUCAACAAAAAUCCGCCUGUUGUGUUUUCUCCGAUCUAGUACGACCAUACCGUUACCUGCAGUUCACCCGUACAGAUUGUGACAGCAAAGGGAAUCCAUGCAUGUUCAUUAUGUAUGUGUAUAGAUUUGGCUGUGAAUAAAUGAAUGGUUCCAACCA
Molecule: messenger RNA, 3937 nt
Organism: Pleuronectes platessa (European plaice)
Lineage: Eukaryota; Metazoa; Chordata; Actinopteri; Pleuronectiformes; Pleuronectidae
Product: equilibrative nucleoside transporter 2
Exons: 13
Coding region: 213-1595 (460 amino acids)
Biological process (GO): adenine transport; thymine transport; nucleoside transmembrane transport
Cellular component (GO): plasma membrane; basolateral plasma membrane
Molecular function (GO): nucleoside transmembrane transporter activity
Source: RefSeq, a predicted model, not a curated record